Capsicum annuum is the source of this 576-nucleotide messenger RNA. Its product is annotated as elicitor-responsive protein 3. The record is from RefSeq and is a predicted model, not a curated record. The transcript has 5 exons. Bases 1 to 576 code for a protein of 191 amino acids. Lineage: Eukaryota; Viridiplantae; Streptophyta; Magnoliopsida; Solanales; Solanaceae.
AUGAAGGGAGGACACCUCGAAGUUUUUGUUGUAAGUGCCCGAGGCAUUAGCCACUCCAAUAUUAUUGGGAAUCCAUCCUACUAUGUGAUUGUUGAAUGUGGAUCUCAAUCCUACAGAACAACAAUUUCCUCAGGUAAUUCAAAGGAAAUUUUGUGGAAUCAAAAGUUUAAGUUUGAAUUGCCAACUAACAAAUUAGAAGAGUUCAUGUACCUUAAAUUAAAAAUUAUCGAUGAAAAAUUCUUCACAGAUGGUGGAUUUGCCGGUGAAACCACAAUUAAUUUGAAAGGAAUAAUUAUGGAGGGGAAUGAAAAGAGAUUCAUUGAAGUGCUACCAGUUGCCUAUAAUGUAGUGCUUGAAGAUGACACAUACAAAGGGCAGAUAAAAGUUGGACUCCGAUUCACUCCUAGCGAUAAAAUUGUACAAACAGUGGGAAGAGAAAAUUCUCCAAAGGAAAACGGAAAUGGAAAUGGAGUUGGGCAAUAUAUAUAUAGCAAAAUUAUUAAUCUCUGGGCAAACACCUGGUGGAGAAGCUUCUUUCCAUGUGAAGAUGCUAUCGACAAGAAUAAACCAAACUAG